This is a messenger RNA of Mastomys coucha (southern multimammate mouse), 2076 nucleotides long. It is a transcript of the gene Kcns3, whose product is annotated as potassium voltage-gated channel modifier subfamily S member 3. NCBI's taxonomy places the organism in Eukaryota, Metazoa, Chordata, Mammalia, Rodentia, Muridae. Gene Ontology annotation, biological process: protein homooligomerization; potassium ion transmembrane transport. Gene Ontology annotation, molecular function: voltage-gated potassium channel activity; protein binding. The coding region runs from base 595 to 1968 and encodes 457 amino acids. The record is from RefSeq and is a predicted model, not a curated record. The transcript is spliced from 6 exons. Gene Ontology annotation, cellular component: membrane; voltage-gated potassium channel complex.
CGAGGCACCCAGCUCCGGCCGGGCGGGAUCCGCGGACUCGGCGACCCGUGCGGGCUAGCCCGCUCUCCUGCCGCUGCGGCGGCGGGCGCGGGGCCGCGCGGUGAGGCCGGAUCCCUGCAGCGCGGGCAGGCGGCAUCGCAGAACCCAGCCAGCCAGACGCACCAGGACUGCCGACUCCUGCAGAUUCCAGUCUGCUCUUGUGUGGCAUUUGGUGUUGGAAUGUGUGUCAGCUUGGAGAAAGCAGGUAGCCCUGGGGAUAAAGGAGCAUCCAAUGAAGUAAAGCAGCCCAUGAUUCUAUCAGGACACAGGGGGAUGUAGAUGAAGAGUCUACCACUGGCUAGCCUGUGAACUUGACUUUACAGCAUCUGCUUUGACUUGGACAGCUAGAGGACCACAUUCUUCUCUUCUUUGAGUCACUAAAUGCCGGUGCGCACUCCACACUCCAGCAAGGGAAGACAGGAGGAGCUUCUUGGAUGACAAUGGACGUUCCACUGUGCAGGAUGAGGGCAGGCUGUGUGACGUCACCACCACGAGGGUUCAGCGUGAUCUUUUGUGUCUCCCUUCCGGGCCAGCACUCUGUCUUCUCGAUCCAUCAUGGUGUUUGGUGAGUUUUUCCAUCGCCCUGGACAAGAUGAGGAACUUGUCAACUUGAACGUGGGGGGCUUUAAGCAGUCUGUGGAUCAGAGUACACUCCUGCGGUUCCCUCACACACGACUGGGGAAGCUGCUUACCUGCCACUCUGAGGAGGCCAUUCUGGAGCUGUGUGAUGACUACAGUGUGGCGGAUAAAGAGUACUAUUUUGAUCGGAACCCCUCCCUGUUCAGAUACGUCUUAAACUUUUAUUACACAGGGAAGCUGCACGUCAUGGAGGAACUGUGUGUCUUCUCCUUCUGCCAGGAGAUCGAGUACUGGGGCAUCAACGAGCUCUUCAUUGACUCCUGCUGUAGCGGUCGGUACCAGGAGCGCAAGGAGGAGAGCCACGACAAGGACUGGGACCAGAAAAGCAAUGAUGUGAGCACAGACUCAUCCUUUGAAGAAUCGUCUCUGUUUGAGAAAGAGCUGGAGAAGUUUGAUGAGAUGAGGUUUGGUCAGCUCCGAAAGAAGAUCUGGAUUCGAAUGGAAAACCCAGCUUAUUGCCUGUCGGCUAAGCUCAUCGCCAUCUCCUCUUUGAGUGUGGUUCUGGCUUCCAUUGUGGCCAUGUGUGUGCACAGCAUGUCGGAAUUCCAGAACGAGGAUGGAGAAGUGGAUGACCCUGUGCUGGAAGGUGUGGAGAUUGCCUGCAUUGCAUGGUUCACUGGUGAGCUGGCCAUCCGCCUGGAAGAAGAGAGUGAAGACAUUGAAAAUAUGGGCAAGGUGGUCCAGAUCCUUCGGCUCAUGAGGAUUUUCCGAAUUCUGAAGCUCGCCCGGCACUCUGUAGGGCUUCGGUCUCUCGGAGCCACACUGAGGCACAGUUACCAUGAAGUGGGACUACUGCUUCUCUUUCUUUCUGUGGGCAUCUCCAUUUUCUCUGUGCUUAUCUACUCUGUGGAGAAAGAUGAACUCUCAUCCAGUCUCACCAGCAUCCCCAUCUGCUGGUGGUGGGCCACUAUCAGUAUGACCACAGUGGGCUAUGGAGACACCCACCCAGUCACCUUAGCUGGGAAAAUCAUUGCAAGCACAUGUAUUAUCUGUGGCAUCUUAGUGGUAGCCCUUCCCAUCACCAUCAUCUUCAACAAGUUUUCCAAGUACUACCAGAAGCAGAAGGACAUGGACGUGGACCAGUGCAGUGAGGACCCACCGGAGAAGUGCCAUGAGCUACCUUACUUUAACAUUAGGGACGUUUAUGCACAGCAAGUACAUGCCUUCAUCACCAGUCUGUCUUCCAUUGGCAUUGUGGUCAGUGAUCCUGACUCUACAGAUGCUUCGAGUGUCGAAGACAAUGAGGAUGCUUACAACACCGCAUCCCUGGAGAACUGUACUGCAAAAUGAGCAGGGGCAUUUGCACAGAUAUUCUUGUCCCUUCCUGACAUUAGGUUAACACAGCUUUAUAAACCUCAAUGGGUUUGUUCAAAUAAAUCAUUUAAUUCUCAGGGUGUA